Messenger RNA from Pollicipes pollicipes, 1084 nucleotides. RefSeq names its product DNA repair protein XRCC3. The transcript is spliced from 6 exons. Gene Ontology annotation, cellular component: replication fork; Rad51C-XRCC3 complex. The coding region runs from base 1 to 648 and encodes 215 amino acids. Gene Ontology annotation, biological process: resolution of mitotic recombination intermediates; telomere maintenance via recombination; t-circle formation. The record is from RefSeq and is a predicted model, not a curated record. Lineage: Eukaryota; Metazoa; Arthropoda; Thecostraca; Pollicipedomorpha; Pollicipedidae. Gene Ontology annotation, molecular function: ATP binding; ATP-dependent DNA damage sensor activity; four-way junction DNA binding.
AUGAAGUCAUUGUGUUCGCCCGUUCACCGCCGAUCCGUGGUGUACGCCUGCACGGAGGACGCGUUCCCCGCGCGGCGUCUAGAGCAGCUAAGGGCCGCCCGCCGGCUGACCACCGCUGUCACAGACCUCAUCCUGAUCGAGCACGCACCGGACGUGGACAGUCUGCAGGUGUGCUGUGAGCGGCGCGUGCCGCAGCUGGCCGGCCGGCGGCCGCUCUGCGCACUCAUCAUCGACUCUGUGGCCGCCCACUUCCGGUGCCAGUACGAGGCCGGCGAGGGCGGCCGGCGCGCGCGCGAUCUCCAGACGCUGGCCGGCACGCUGCGUCGCCUCAGCCGACAGCACAGCGUGGCUGUGCUCUGCGUGAACCAGGUGACGAGCGUGCCGCGUGACGGGGCGGCCGGCGGCGUGACGCCGGCGCUGGGCCUCGCCUGGGCCACCCAGGUGACAUGCCGGCUCCAGACGACGCGCACCAGGUUCAGCCUGGCGCACCGGGAGCGGCCGUCGGAGGCGGCGCCGCGGCUCAUGCAGCUGCGCGUGCACUCGGCGUCCCACCUGGCAGCCGACGCCGCCUACUACCAGAUCGAGGCGGGCGGAGUGCGCGGCGUGCCCGUCACGGACAGCACGCUGCUCGUGCCGCUGCCCGACUGAGCGCCGCCGCCUCGGCCCGCCAUCGAAUCCACCAACUGCUAAGGGUCGCUCAGUCGGACGCACCAAACGCGCACAACGUGACUCCAGGACGCGGUCCGCAGCCACCGGAGAUUGGGCGCUCGAGGUGCGCGCCGCGCCCACCUACCCAGUUUGAGGUUGUCUCCGCAGAGGAUGGCGGCGCCGAGCCUCUCCAUCAGCGGCGACACCACCGUCAGCUGCAGCAGGUCCAGCACGUACACCAGCCGGCUGGUGGCCACCUGCCGGUCACCGCGCACGCGCCGCCGUCAGCCCACGGUGGGACAGUCCGACCUGCCGCGGCCUCCACCCGUCAGAGCAGAGACCAGCGGCGGUCAACCCGUGUACAGCGCAGUGCAAUCUUACAAUAUGGUGUGCCACAACAUGCGUGAAGAGGGUCUCACGUUAAGUCAGCACUCAA